Molecule: messenger RNA, 1093 nt
Organism: Dermatophagoides farinae (American house dust mite)
Lineage: Eukaryota; Metazoa; Arthropoda; Arachnida; Sarcoptiformes; Pyroglyphidae
Cellular component (GO): nucleus
Source: RefSeq, a predicted model, not a curated record
UUCAUCAUAUCAUCAUCAAAUAUUUUGAUUUUUUUCUCACUGAAGAAAAAUUUUUUUUUUGUUGUAUUCAAUUGCCACUUGUUAAUAAUACCUUAACCAAUUGAAACGGUCGAUCGCCAAAUUCCACAACAUUUAUAUUCGACAAUUGGUUUUUUUUAUUAUCGAUAAAUUCCUCAUAUCCAUACAUCUUAAAUCAUCUUAUAAUAAACAAAUAAACAAGCAACGAAAAAAAAAUCAAAAUGCCAUCCAUUUACGAUUUUCGACAUGUUGAACUCGAUAAAGUUGGUCGAGGAAAAAGAAUCAUUAAAGCACCUGGCGGUGGUGCACACAAUAUUUUUGGCCAUUCAAGCGAUAAUCCACAACCAAUGAAUGGUAAUGGUAAAGCAAAUGGUAAUGGUUCAAUCAGUGAAACUGAAUCAGUAGAUGGUUCAGUAUUAUCAUGUCCAUCAACACCAAUACAUAAUGGUAAUGGUAAUGGAUCACAAUUUGGCUAUGAAUCCGAUACAAGUUCAACACCAUCAUCAACAACUUCAUCAAGACGUGGAUCAUUACAGGAUACUAAAAAUCGUUUGUUUGGUCAACCAGAAGGUUUGGAAUCGCCAAGACGACGUGUUGUUGAUCGUAUGAAAUCAAACAUAUUUGCUGAACCGGAACCAGCUCCUGUUGUGCGUUCACCAUCGGUAAAGAAAUAUGAACAUGUGAUUCGUCGUAAUCCGAUCACUGGUGAAGUUUUGGAAGAACAACAACAGCAACAACAACAACAACAACAACAGCAUUCAACUAGCAAUGGUAAUGGUAAUGCUAUCGUAAAUAUGAAUGGAUCCAUGAAUGGUAUGUAUGAUGAUUGUUUGAUCAUCAUCAUUAAACAAUUUUUUUCUAUUGAAUAUCAAGGAUCGAAUGGAUCAGCUUCCAUGCCUAAUACUCCUGUCCGUAUUCGACAACCACCAGGUGGAAAAACAUCCAAUAUUUUUGGCUGAACAGAGAAAAAAAAAACCUGAAAACAAUAAUAUCAUAUAUCCGUGUAUAUACACGGAUAUAUGAUGAUAUAUAUGUGUGGAUGCACACAUCGUUUUUUCUUUCUACCGCUUCUUUU